This is a messenger RNA of Daphnia carinata, 831 nucleotides long. RefSeq lists its product as uncharacterized. The coding region runs from base 68 to 655 and encodes 195 amino acids. Lineage: Eukaryota; Metazoa; Arthropoda; Branchiopoda; Diplostraca; Daphniidae. The transcript has 2 exons. The record is from RefSeq and is a predicted model, not a curated record.
CAAUGAGUUAAGGCAGAGCCUCACUUUAACACUGAAGACGCCUCCAUUUGAAAUCUCAAACAUCAAAAUGCGUUUUGAGUUUCUUUUUUCACUGAUCUUCAGCAUCGUCGUCGCUUCCUUUGUCAAUGGUAGUCACGGCACUACGGAAGCCAAUAGUUCCCGAAUCUUCAUCUACAAUGGCAGUUUAUCUUUCACGACAUUUACUGUUCUCAAAACGAGUACCACCGUCACUUCCACAUUGACCAGUACCACCACUUGCACCACCUCAUCAGCCGCCCUGACUACCUGCACCAUCGGUCGUCGUCGACGCGGCCUCUUUUACGAUGAAGCCGCAUCACAGGGACGCAAUCGUCGUGGUCUUUUUUACAACGACGAAGAAAUCCAGAACAAAGAGGGUAGCUCCUUUCUUCCUGCUGCCACAGGCUCAAAGAAUCCCGUUGAUGAGGUUCAGUCUAAAUCAAGUGACAAUUCCGCGAUCCCGUUGACCGUUGAAUCGGGUUUCGAAUUGCCAAAAGAUAGCCCAGUGAAUCGCUUUUUGGUAGCGUUCGGGACGUCUACACUCACAUCUUACACCGUCACCACCUCAACCAUCAGCUUGACGGCGUUUUGCAGCAGCACCACCGGUUUUGCGCUUUGCGGUACUACAGGAAAAUAAGCAACACAUUUUAAAUACUUUGCAAAUGUACACAAACGAAUUGCGGCACCGCAGGUGGCUUGGUUUCUAAUAAGAUAAAAAUAAGAAAAUGAAAAAAAAUUCGAAUUCCUUUGCAUCUUCAUUCCCCGUUUCAAUUGUAAUAAACAGAAAUACAAUCACAAAAAAUUCUACACGUU